Trematomus bernacchii (emerald rockcod) is the source of this 530-nucleotide messenger RNA. RefSeq names its product osteocrin (gene ostn). The transcript is spliced from 4 exons. The record is from RefSeq and is a predicted model, not a curated record. Gene Ontology annotation, biological process: hormone-mediated signaling pathway. Bases 1 to 516 code for a protein of 171 amino acids. Lineage: Eukaryota; Metazoa; Chordata; Actinopteri; Perciformes; Nototheniidae. Gene Ontology annotation, molecular function: signaling receptor binding.
AUGUCACAGCAGCGGAAGCCUCUGAUUGGACGGGAGAUUCCGGCAGCUGCUAUAAAACCUGAAGCUCCAACGAGAAACAGAGACAGAAGAAGAGACACCGGACACAGAGACAAGAUGCAGUUCUGUGGCUGUUUGCUGAUUUCCUGUUUGAUCUUCAUCACCUUCCUCCACGUCAGGGUCGAUGGCUUCAGACAGCAGCGUUUAGACCGGCCCAUCUCCAGGACACUAGGGGGUCUCCGGCCCCGUCAUGGAGGGGUGAAGGAGGGGGAGGAGCUAACGGCCAAGCUGCUGCGAUUGGACGAGCUGGUGAGGAUGGAGAAUGAUGUCAUGGAGCCGAAGAGGAAGAGGAGUUUCCCUGGCAACAGCGCCCCUCUGGACCGCCUGUCAAUCAGCUCCAUGGAAACCAAACAGGGCGGGACCAAGCAGAGAAAGGUAUCAGAGUUGCCACGGCAACGAGUGAACCCGCCCCCCAUCGACCGGAUCGGGAUGAGUCGCCUCCCGAACGGUCGAGGAUAGUAAGCCCCGCCCCC